AUGGAUCCGGAAAAGGGCACGUAUGCCGUCAACUCGGCCGCCAAGGACGAAUAUGAUCAAGCGAGAGUGGCUUCCGGCGAGAUGGACGUGAGAAGAGGCUCUGUCGUGCUCGGCGAGGCAAAAGAAAUGUACGGGGAGGAUGCGGAGCGUAAGUGCUGGAACAACCUCUCAACCGACAUCUGACGAGCUUCUUCGCGCUAAUGGCAGUGAUGCUCUCCAGAAUACGGUUAUGUCUCCCGUGGGCUCAAGUCGCGGCACAUCCAGUUCAUCGCCCUCGGAGGCACAAUCGGAACUGGAUUGUUCCUGGGUAUUGGCAAGGCGUUCGUCAUGGGCGGUCCUCUCUCCGUCCUCCUCGGAUACUCGAUGACUGGUAUUGCAAUCUUCGCCAUGAUGCAAUGUCUGGGAGAAAUGGCGACUUGGCUCCCUCUUCCUGGCGCUGUGCCGCAAUACUGUGCGCGAUACGUGGAUCCUGCCAUGGGUUUCGCCGUCGGCUGGAACAAUUGGUAUUCGAGUGCCCUCACGCUCUGUGCGGAGAUCAGUGCCGCUGCGAUUGUGAUUGAGUUCUGGAACGACUCGAUCAACCAGGCUGCUUGGAUCAGUAUCAUUCUGGUGGUAAUAGUUUGCUUGAACAUCUUCGCCGUGAGCAUCUACGGAGAGGCAGAAUUCAGUGAGUGGCCUCUGCAAGGGUUUUCCGUGUCGAUGGAUGGCUAACAGCGUUCGAAAUAGUCUUUGCAUCGAUCAAGAUCAUCACAAUCGUCGGCUUGAUCCUUCUUGCUCUCAUCAUCGACCUGGGAGGUGCACCCGGACAAGACCGCCUUGGAUUCCGAUACUGGAAGCACCCCUGGGCUGCUAUGCGAGAGUAUAUCGGUACUGGCAAUACGGGCCGCUUCGCCGGAUGGUUUGCAACCUUGUCAAACGCCGCGUUCGCAUACGGAGGUGUGGAGAUGGUCGCCGUCGCCGCCGGUGAGGCCGAAAACCCACGCAAGAACAUUCCCAAGGCCGUUAAGAGAGUCUUUUGGCGUAUUCUUUUCUUCUACGUGCUCGGAAGUUUAGCCAUCGGUGUCACCGUCCCAGCAGACGACGAUAAUCUCCUCAAUGGUGGUCCUGGAGCCGGCUCUUCUCCAUGGGUCAUUGCCAUUACCCGUGCCGGCAUUCCUGUCUUGCCGUCUAUCAUCAACGCCGUUAUCCUCACCUCAGCCACAUCAUCCGGAAACGCCUUCCUCUACACCGGGUCUCGUUACCUCUUCGCCCUCGCUCAGAACCGUCAGGCCCCACGCUUCCUCCUCUACUGCACCAAGGCGGGAGUACCCAUCUGGUGUGUCCUCAUCACCGCCUCCAUCGGCCUCCUCACAUACAUGACCGUCUCCACCGGCGCCUCUUCCGUCUUCGACUGGUUCCAGACCCUCACGACCAUCACAUCCCUCUUCACCUGGGUGUCCAUCCUCGUCGCUUUCCUCCGCUUCCGCGCCGCCUGCAUCGCCCAGGGCGUCCGCACGGAAGACAUGGUCUUCAAAUCCCGCUUCCAGCCCUUCACCGCCUACGCCGCCCUGAUCUUCUUCGUCAUCAUCAUCCUCUUCAACGGCUUCGCCGUCUUCACGCAUAACACGGACGGGUCGUCGAAUUGGGGCAUCCAGGACUUUGUGACGGCCUACGUCGUCAUCCCGAUCUAUCUGGCUGUACGUUGACUCUCUUCCCUUCUUUUUUUUCAAAAAAAAAAAUCUUUGCAUUUCCGCGUAUGUUUAAACACAGGCCGUGACUGAUUUUUUUUUCUUGUUGCAGUUCUACCUCUUCUGGAAGAUUGUCAAGAGGACCAAAUUCAUCAAGGCUGCGGAAGCGGAUAUCUGGACUGGCAAGGUAAGUAAUAAGAGAUCCAUACACACCAAGAGAAAAAAAGAGAAAAAAAAAAGAAAGAAAAAAGCAAAAAAAAGUCAUCGAUUCUUUUUCUUUUCCUCUUCCCCCACCUCCCCUCUUUCUCUCUGAACGUCAAGGCUAACCUUUGGUCUUCUUCCUUUCUCCACACUAGGCCGCCCUCGACGCAGAAGUCUGGCCCGAGCAGAUUCCACGGAACGUGUGGGAGAAGAUCUGGUUCUGGAUCGCCUAG
Messenger RNA from Lecanosticta acicola, 2101 nucleotides. The record is from the annotation of a GenBank genome assembly. NCBI's taxonomy places the organism in Eukaryota, Fungi, Ascomycota, Dothideomycetes, Mycosphaerellales, Mycosphaerellaceae.